Messenger RNA from Xiphias gladius (swordfish), 7062 nucleotides. It is a transcript of the gene mslnb, whose product is annotated as mesothelin b. NCBI's taxonomy places the organism in Eukaryota, Metazoa, Chordata, Actinopteri, Istiophoriformes, Xiphiidae. Gene Ontology annotation, cellular component: cell surface. Gene Ontology annotation, biological process: cell-matrix adhesion. The transcript has 49 exons. Bases 1 to 6480 code for a protein of 2159 amino acids. The record is from RefSeq and is a predicted model, not a curated record.
AUGACAGGAGUGCCACUUCUCAGUCUGCAAGGGGCACUGGAAUGGAAGCCCGGUGCAGACCCCCUCCAGAAUGAAGACCUGGUCCAGAUGUGGCUGGAGGUCAAGAUAAAACCGCUGCUGAAAUCCAUCACUAAAGACUUCCUGUCCUGCCUCAGCACCAAGAACUUCAGCUGCUCCACCUUCCAAACUGUGGUGAGGGAGCUCGGUCACUAUUAUUCUGAGAUGACUCCAGUCAGACAAAGGUGGAUCUACACGUUCUUUAUGUACCCCUUCCUGUCUGGAGACAGGGUGGCAGGUUGUGUGAGCCCGGAGGAGAGCAGUGAGGAGUGGCUAAUGAAGAAUUUUGGUGCCUUCAGAGCCAUGGCCCGAAUGAAGGACUUUUCAACACUCAACAUGGUCUUCAGUGGAUUGGAGGUUCUUCACCUGUUGUCUCCAGCGCAGAAGGCCGAGCUGCUGCUGAUGCCUGAGGUCGCAGGUUUGGGCAACGGCACCUUAACCCUGGUCUUCCACAGUUUGUUGACAGGGGGCUCUGGCCCUCCUCCCACCAUGAGCCCCGAUGGGGGCUACAACUGGACGAGCCCUGGAUAUCCAUCUACCUAUCUCCCACAACCUACAUAUAACUCGCUGUCCCCUCAACACAGCAUCAGAGAGGUUUUAAACGGGUUCAUGACGGCUUUCAGACCCAUUGGGAGCUUCGUUCAUGACUUUGUGUCCUUCACACAUGAGAGAAACGUGUCAGAAAUAAGCAGUGCCACUCUGACCCAGUUCCUGCUCAACUGGACCCUGGCUGAGCUGGCAGACAUUUACCGGCCCCAAAACACGUCUGUCCUCCCAGAGACGCCAAAGUUUGAUGUGACGAACGUGGAGGACUGGUACCAGCAGGUCGUGAUGCCGGUGUUACGUAGGUUCCUGCCAAACGAUGAGGCCCUGCUGCAUCGAAACAUCACGCUCGCCUUUCACGACGUGUUCUAUCUGGACCACGGCAUGGACAACGAAACCUCUGAGAUCCAGGAUGUUUGUAGCAUCACCCUCGAUAAGAACCCUUGCGCGCUGACCAAUGCAGUGGAAAAUGUGGCCCACGUUUUGCACUGCGCCGCUCGUACCAACCUGACAAUGUCCGAGGAGACGGUCAUGAGACUGAUUAUGGAGCUGACAGAACGUCUGAACUCACUGUUCAUGGAGUUGUCCACGGCAAACUUCAGCGAGGUGGCAUCAAACUUUCGGCAGAUCUUCGGUGAGCCGGACUCCCCGUCUCUGACCCAGGAACACCUGCAGGACCCGAAGUUCAUCAAGCUCUGGUUCCAGAUCAAACUGAUGCCCCUCCUGCCUGACAUAGCCCCAGCCCUCCUCUCCUGCCUCAGCACCAAGAACUUCUCCUGCCCCGUUUACCAAACCAUUGUCGCAGCUCUCAGCAAAUACAUGGGUUUCAUGGAUGCAGAGCCGAUGUACAGUCAUAACAUCUAUGAGCACUUCAUCUACUCCUUCCUGCUGCAUCACAACACCUCUGACCCCCAGUGUCUCUCCUCAGCCAAUCACAGUGCAGAGUGGCUGGAAGACAACUUUGGCUUCUUCUCGAGAUUCGCCCCGGUCACCGACUUCUACAAGCUCAACCCCAACUUCUCUGGACUGGAGGUUCUUCACCUCUUGUCUCCAGAACAGAUAGCAGAGAUGCUGUUGUUGCCUCUUCCUACUCCUCCAGAGAAAGAAGUUGUUAUCAACCGAGUGUUUGACUUCCUGAUGGAGUCCCCUGCGAGAUUUCCAGAGGUCCUACACUACCUGGUUCAGCUCGCCAAAAAGGUCAAUCCACCCUGUGCUGUCUACAGACACAUUUUUGAGCGACUGUACGGUGCGAUACUGUCUCUGCCUCUGGACAUGGAGCCAGUCACCUGGGCUGGCAUAGACAAACUGAUGAGCAUUGCACCAGAUGAUUGCAUCAUAAACAGUGGGCAGUGCAACGUUACCGUGACGAAUGAAACUGACAUUUGUGUUGGAGUGAACAGCACAGGGCUGCAGCUCCACCUUGACGGCGGGAAGACGAGGGGCCGUCUCUGUGACUUUGCCGUCGAGGAAUUUGCUUGUGCCUCGCUGUCAGCGUUAACGGCAGAGGAUCUGGCGGCGAUGCUGACGUGCAGUCGCUCCUCCAACUCCAGCGGAUCCAGACCCGUCUGGAAGCUUCUCCUCUCCAAAGCCUCUCAUGUGCUCGAUGAAGCUCUGGAUCUUCUAACCAACAAGACUCUGGACCCCAGAAAUCCUGCACUGUCAUUGGUUCUGGACUCUAUACGAGAAAUCCGAUUGGACACCUUCAGCUUGGCCAGCCUCAAUGAUCCUGCCCUCAUCCAGCUGUGGUUCAACCGCCGGCUCCGCCCGUUCCUGCCUGCUGUUUCCCCUGAAUGGCUGGCGUGUCUCACCACAAGGGGAUUGAACUGCAGCACCUACCAACGCAUUUUGCAGAUUUUGAGUCGUCAAUAUCCACACAUGACACAGGCCAGGAGGAUGUCUGUCUACACACACUUCAUUAAGGUUUUCCUGACCCGGAACGACACUGCAGACCCCAGCUGCAGCUCACACACUAACAACAGUGGAGAAUGGCUGAAGAAGAACCUGGGAGGUUUCUCUGUCCUCGUGUCCUUCCACGACCUACAGAAGCUCUACUCCAACUUCUCAGCGAUGGAAGCGUUGCCACAGCUGACAGUCAGGCAGCUAGCAGAGGUGUCCGCCACACCUGGCCAGCUCACCUCCGCUGCCCAGGUUAAAAUGGUGAUGAAACACGUCCCCGGCCAAAAGCUCCCUGCCUUCUUUGACGACUUCUCACCUGCUAUCAUGGGUCAUGAAAAAAUGUUCCCCUCUGCGGUGAGGUCCGCCAUGUUGCAGGUUGUGUUCGAUCGCGCAAACCUCUCAGAUCACUCAGUGAGCGACUCAGUGGUGUCGCUGUGGCUCCGCAACCGACUGCGCCCCCUGCUGGUCAACCUGUCACCGCUAUAUGUUGCACCAUUCUUCAGAAUACUGACGGGAAGAAACUGCAGUAUCGGGGAGCAGGGAGUAGAGGACCUAAAUUCAACAAUCUCAUCUCUCAGUGAAGAUGCAAAGAAAGAAAUCCACAACCACAUCAUUCAGACUCUCAGAGGACCAGUACCUCUCCACUGCUACGGCAACAACUACAACCACAGUUUCUACAGUUUCCUGGAGAGUUCAUUCAUGGGUUUCCAGUUCCCCAACCUGACCACCGUGCUGUCGCUCAUGCCUCACGACAGAAUGCAUCAGUUGGUGAACUCCAUGCCUCUCAGAGCUCUUGGGGAUUUCCUCAGUCGUCCCGACGUUGUCGACAACGACGCACAGCUCUGUCUGCUGUACAACAACUACAUCAAGACACCGAUGUUCCUGGAGACCGAGUCUCUCCCGGCGGCAGUGAGGCGGCCCACACUGCCUUGCGUCUGGCCCAUGGCUCUCAGCAGCUCCACGAGGUCAGAGGUCAACACUUGGUUUAACCGACGCCUCCACAACUACUUGGUCUUCCUCACAAAGACUCUGAUCAGCCCCAGCGUCACGCACAACGCCACCUGUCCGGCCUUCCAAAAGCUCAUCUCAGUUCUUGGUGAAUACAACUACACUGCUGCAGACUUUGGAAGGCGAGAUGUGUUCAGCACCAUCAGGGCCUACCUCACCUCAGCGACGGCGCCAAGGUGUUACAAUCCCGGCGACCCAGAACUGAACUCUACAGCCUGGUUUGCUGAGUACAUCGGCCCUUUCAUAUCUUUCCUGACUCUGGAGGAUCUUCAGUCUUUUGGAUCAGCACAGGUUAUCCAGGUGUUCACGGUGAACCCUCUGAAUUUGGCCCUCCUCAACCACUCCGCCUUGCCUCUCAACCUCACCGACUACUACACUGAGCUUGUUUAUCAGCAGGACAGCAACUUCAACCCCUUACUUCUCCCUCUGUUGUGUCGGUGUGUCGCUCCUGGCCCAGCAUUCACCCAGCUGACGGCAGAAGAAAGCAUAAUAGUGCUGGACAACCUGACCAAUCUCUGCUCCAACCUGGACCCACAGGUUUCUGCAGCUUUGGCGGGUAACCUCGGAAGCACCAUUGAUGCCACGGAAAUUGCUGCCCUGGGCAACGAAAGCACCGGCAUGUCCACGGGCCAGAUCAAGACAAUAAAGCCUGAGGACCUAUUUGCUGCCCUGAGUGUUCUCAGCAGUGUGAUGGGCUGGAACGAAGGUCAGGCCAAGGCCAUUGUCCAGUCGCUGAUGUCUUCAGGGGUCCUGCAGAUCAACAGCACGUCAUCCUUGUUCAUGCUGGGCUCUCUUGUUGUGGGUGUUCCUGCUACAGUCUUCACCAGCAUCAGUGGCUCCCAGCUUGUUACUGCAACUAAAAAUCCUUCAUUCCUGGCGCACUUGAUGUCAGCUCCACAGAUCGUCCAGCAGUCCUUUGUCACUCAGAUCAUAUCAGUGAACAGCGACAGCGAGGAGAUCAUACAGAACAUUCCAGAUGAACUGGCCACUGAGAUCCCUCGGGCUCUGCUGCUGGGCUUCUCGAAUAACGGGGAAGUUAUCACAACACUCAACAAGAAGAAAUGGAAACAGCAGCAGGUUGAGUUAUUCUUCAAUGUGAUAGCUGUUGAAAAUGCAACCGCGGAGCUGGGAGGUCCAAACAAUUUGUCAUCCUCCGUGCUGCAAGGGUUCACCUGCGCCGCCGUGAGGACUAUUCAAAAAGUUCAGAUCAAGAAGCUGAUCGAAGCCUGUCGGAGGAAAGGCAGGAACAAGGUCACACUGGUGGAGACUCAGCUGACCUGCAUGUACAACUACAUAAAAGGAGAUUCAGAUGCCACCAGCUUCGACCUCUAUCCUCCGGAUGUGCUGCUGUACUAUGAUUACUCGAUGGUGCCACAGCCCAGCUGCAGGUCCUAUUUCGAACAGCUGGCAGAUGCAGACUUCUCCGUCUUCUCCUCCGCCCUCAGCUACAAACGUACUGCUCUGUUUGCUAAUGCCAGGAGCUGCCUGGAUAUAACGAACACGAAUCUGACUAAGGAUAACAUACUGGUGUUGGGAAACAUGUGCUGCACUCUGGAUGGGUCCUACAUCGAGAACUCUGACUCGUUCAUUUUGGAAAAAGUCAAGAACUGCCCGGACCUCACUGACGCUCAAGCCUCUGCUGUUCAGACCCUGCUGCUGAGCGGGAAAACGCAGUACGGAGAGCCAUCAACAUGGAAUAGACAAAGUCUGGAGGACCUCGGGAUGUUACCGCUGUAUUUGACCUCCAUGUUCUAUGAUAACUUUGACAAAAGAACGAAGAAACAGUUCUUGAGGUACUUCCUGAAAGUUAUCAAAAGCAACGGAGUGGACCGACAGAAGAGGAGGAGGCUGAAGAGAGAAAUAAGAAUGAGCAUCAGAAAGAAGUCAAAGCGAUCCAUAGUCAAUGAGUGCACCGUAGGAACCAUCACCCAGGUGACCAUCAGCGACGAGACGUUCCCCUUCAGCUACGACGACGUAACCCAGUUCAACUGCUGCCUCAGUGCCGCGACCGUUAGAGACAACCUGGAUGCCAUCACAGACAAGGUGGACCAGGAGGAAUACCUCAAGAUUGUUCUCAGCAAGCUGCAAGAGGCUUAUGCUGCCAGCUCUACCAUCCCGGAAGACCAGGUUCAGCUCUUAGGCCCAGCAUCUCGCGUGGCCACCGCCGACGACAUCAGCAAGUGGAGCAUCACGCACAUCGACACGCUCUCUGCGUUGAUGGACGCCUCAGAUGGGCAGUGGGACCCGAGCCUGGCUAAAGCCGUCAUCUCCAGGUACCUGGGUCAGGCAGGGAAUAUCCUUGGCAGCGCAGAGCUCAACGUCAUCGGCGGACCCAACCUGUGCACCCUGGACGUCGACGUUUUGAGGAACAUUUCCCAACAAAGCCUCAAAGAGGCCAGCGCCCUCGCUGUGUCCAACUGCACCGCAGAGAAGAAGAAAGUGCUGUUCACCAUAGCCAGACAAGCGUUUAACGGAAACACCCGCUCGACGGUCCCUCUAUCCUCCUACCAGCUCACAAAAUCUUAUGUCGGGGGUGCGACUCCAGACUACAUCAGAAGUUUGGCGGCCUCCAAUGUCAACAUGGACAUGGCUACCUUCACCAGUCUGGAUGAGAACGUUGUGCUGGACCUGACUGUCAGUGAAGUUAAAGGUCUUCUGGGCACCAACCUGCCAGAUCUGAAGUCCUAUGAAAACCAAACGCUGGUACAGAGCUGGAUCAGCAGGCAGUUCCAGUCAGAGCUUGAAACGCUUGGCGUGGGGCUUGUGGGAGGUAAGGCUGACCCCGCAGCCACCACCGACUCUCCCGCUGCCACCACCGUCUCAAGCAGCCCGUCGUCAACAGCGUCUGGAUCCAGCAGCUCCACGCCGAGCUUUACUACCGCCAAAGGGAAUGGCAGCCGCAUCCGAGCAGACGCUGGCCUCCCCCUCCUCGCGCUCCUCGCGCUCUUCAUCACUUCCCAGCACUUUGUGGUGUGAAGAACCAGGAAUCACACAGGGCUGAUUAUUGAAAUCCACUGUCCAGAAUCGUUAGGUGGAAAAGAUGAUGAUUAUUUAUCACUAAUAUGAGAAAAAGACAGACAGGGUUACCUCAAGCCAUAAGUGACAUAAAAUGGCUACAUACCACACUGCAUUAGUUACUAUGAAUGAAAUAUUUUUGUGCAAUAACGACAAAAAAGAUGUAAAUAAUGUAUUCUUUGCCAGCUAGUCCUUCAGUAGCCAAAAUGUAUACUCUGAAAACUUUUUACACAUAAUUUUUAAGGACUUAUAUUUGCUUUAUUCAUAUUUGAGUCUUUUUUCCUGAAGCUUCAGUUGUUGUAAAUGCUGAAAUGAAGGUUAAAGAGAAAAAUGAAGGUGACAGUUUCUGGUGCAUCUGUGUGGCUGUAGUCCCGUGUAUCCAUGUUGAGAUAGCACUUUUUUUAGGCAGGCUUACUUUGAAAAAUGAACGGUAUGCCCCGAGCUUGAUGAGAUUAAUAAUAAAUGCACAUUGCUUGUCUUUGCACAAUCAUCGAAGCUCAUCAUUUGCUUAGUCACAGUUUAUUAAUAUUCAAGGAUGAAAAG